AUGGAUUUAGCACAAUAUCAAUUAAUUUGAACGCGCUUUCUAGAAUCGGGGAAUCCUGACCUCAUUGAAAUUGCCCGAUUAUCAAUUUGAAGAUGCUCAACUAUGUUACUCCAAAAUGACGUAUAGGCAAACCUAUAUAAAUUGCCCUAUAAGGGCAGGAUAUUGGAGCUGGAAACUCUCCAAUGGCUUAACCAACUGAGGUGGUCAGACCAACUGGAGAGAGGUCCUUUUGCCAACUCUCCAAUCGGUUUGACCUGGCUGAGUUGGUCCAACCACUGGAGAGUUUCCAGCUCCAAUGUUCUGCCCUUAUAGGGCUGUUUAUAGGAUUUACCUAUACCUCCGCUGACUAAAAUGUACUUUCAAAGCUUGAGCGAAUUCACAUCAGAAAAAUGCAUUUACACAAAUAAUAAAGUAUCUGAAUUAAAGCACUUGCUUGACAAACUUUUUUCGUUUGGAAAUUCCAUAUCACAAUCUUCACUUAACCAGCAACCUAACAUAUUAAUACGUCCAGCUCUGCAGGUGAUUGAAGAGCCUACACCUCUUAGUCAGCAGAGAUUAGAAGAAAAUAAGCAGCCUCUGAAUGAGAAGUACCUAAAAGUUAAUUUUCCUGAAUAUCAUAGAUCUAAGCCUCAAAAAUUCAAAAUGGAAGAUAGCAGUAUCCUGAUAUCAAUAGGCUCAAAUCACCCAGGACAGAUCCAUCACAUAGCUGUGCCAAAUGUGGAAAGCCUGAUUUCUAUUUAUUACGAAGCCAAUAGCAGCAUCUUUAAAGCAUGAGAAGCACCCACAGAAAACCCUGAAGGACUCUACCAAAUUAAAAAUGAUAUUUUAUCAACAGGAGAGGUCUAUGUUUUCGGGCAAGCUGAAAUUUCUAUCAAGCAAAUCAUUCACCCAGGGCCUGAGCUGGAGGUCUGUGUAAAAUAUAAUGAUGAAAAUGAUGAAAUCAGGUAUUUUAGGAUUUCGAACUAUGCUGCUAUUGGCAGCGGACCCUCCAAUUCAAUUGUAAUACCAGGGGAAAAUGACAAUGAGUGUUAUGCUGAGUUUGAAAAAAUACAAGGUGACUGGAGGAUCAAAGCUAGGAAUCAAGGGGAUUUUAUAUGGAAGCAGCUGCACGUCGAAAGCACAGUGGCAUUACACACUCAGUCUCCAAAAAUCCCAAUUAAUCUUGGGACUUUGAUGAAGAUUCGUCAUAUGUGUUUUAAAGUUAUGAUCAGUGAUUAA
This is a messenger RNA of Blepharisma stoltei, 1218 nucleotides long. NCBI's taxonomy places the organism in Eukaryota, Ciliophora, Heterotrichea, Heterotrichida, Blepharismidae. The record is from the annotation of a GenBank genome assembly.